AUGUUCAUAAUUUUAAAGCCCUGGAAAUCUCAGUUUAGACGACAUCGAGAACGAGACGCCGGUGUACAGAAGGUGCAAAUUGAAAUGAAUAAAAUUCUCAGAUCUGAUAAGUAUAUCGCAAUCAACUGGAAAUAUAAAAACCGUCAUAAAAUAGUUAAAAAAAUGAAACUAAACCAAGUAAAGAUUGGGGUGUUCAUAGCUCUAUUGGCUACCCUAAUCCAUAUGGUUGGAGCCGAUAGCACUGAUUACACCAAGAUUAAGGACGACAUGAAACUAAAGUCGAGUAAAUCACUUGAGGGGCAGCGCAGUGUUUUGGCCAAAAUAAAUAAAGUCUCUGAGAUACUCACAACGGAGGGAGAGAGAUCUUUGAGCGAUUUCAAAUCUUACGUGGGCAGAUUGAUUCCUUACCUUAGUCAGCCAACAUCUGAGCCUUUUAUAGACAACAUUCAGGAGUAUAUUAACUCCAAAACCGGUGACAGACAGCAGAUCAUUAAAGUUAUCUCUGACAUUAAAAUGUACCAGAAGAGGGCUGAGAAGGAGAUCGCAAAUUCCGAAAAGAGGUACAACAAACUGUUGCAGCACCUGAGCAAAAGCAAUGAAAAUGAUAAGUCCAUUAACCAUGCAAAGUCACAAUAUAAGGGCUUAGCGCUUGCAAAGGAUCGUCUUCUUGAGAUCAACCAAAGAAUAGCAGAGUUUGGGCCUAUAGUCACUGAGAAAAUUGAACACCUAGCCUUGGCCAACAAGAAACUUGAUGUGUAUAAACUGUUCUUAGAAAUGCUUAAGCGGACCAGGGGAAUAGUGGUAGAGUCCAGAAAAGCCUAUGUUGGCUCAUUUUCCACAAAGGACAAGAUCCUUGAUUCCUCUAACAGGAUGGACUCUCUGGUCAAGAGGGCCAAACUAGUUAAAGGAGACUCCAAAAAUAAGAGUAUCUACAAAGCUGAAACUGAAAAAUUGAAUUCAUUGUGGGAUGAGCUUAAUAAGCUUAAGAAUAAUAUCUUGACUAACUCAAAGAGCGCCGCAAAAACUCUCGAGCACAUGAAUUCUACGGUGAUCAAGGGCGAGGGAUAUGAGAAAAGCAUAAUAGACGAGGGCUCAAGUGGUAGCAAAAGCUCAUCGGACAGUGCUAACUCCUCUAAGGGAGUGGACACACUCUCCAGGGCCUUCCUCAGGGCCAAAGAAACUUACAAUAAGUUAACUAAGCUGCAAAAAAGCACAGCCGAAGAUGUGGCCACCAUGGAGAAGUACAAUAAGGAGACUGCCGAGCUUUUGAAAAAGGGGAACAGCCUUGUCGGUGAGAUGGAAGGAAUAAGCAAGAAACGAUCCUCAAUGGCUAAGAAGACCUUAAACCUGUCCACGCCUCAGGAUCUCAGGGAGAUGGUUGGCAUGGAUGAUGUGGCUUCAGACGAUUCCGAUAGCUCGAGUGAAUCUGAAACAGAAGAGUCUGCAAAAGAUGCCAAAAAAACCGAGGAUGCCGAUAAGGAUAGGACUAAAACUCAUGACAGCUUAGAUCGGAAGGCUGACCUCUCUAAAAGAGCUACUAAAAGGAAAACCAGGAAGCAACUUGACGAGAUAAGAAACAAGGCAAUUGGCAGUUAUCUUGAUGAUAUUGCACUUUCGGAUGAGGGCAGCGGAUCUAAAAACUCAGAAGCUAGUGAUAGUGAUAACAGUUAUGACUCAGACGCCAGUACGGAAACUAGUCUUACAGGGAAGAUUACCAAGAGUAAAAAGGAUCCUAAAAGCAGGAAACCCACCAUCAACAGCAGAGGCGCCAGUAGCGACAUAACUUCUGAAAGUAGCGAAAGUAGCUCACCUGUUAACGACAAGAAGAAUGACAAGGGGCUAAUAGACAGGGGAUUUAACUUUUUGAAAAAAUUCGCAGCGGUGCCACAAACUUUCUUUGAAACGGCCGAUUCAUUAUCAGCGGUACCCUCAUCUGAGGACGUGUACUAUGACGCACGUGAAAGCAUUCAAGAUACGGAAGAUAGUGAUACGGGAGUGGAUUCUGAUGUCACGCCCAAAGCACACAUUCCAACUGGCAGAUCUAGGAACCAUAGGACGCCUGGGCCACCGAGUUACAAUCAAACAGGUGAUCCACUGAAACCCAGCCAUGUGAGGGCUGCUUCUGCGGGCUCUCAAGGCAUCAGAUACAGUGCUGGCGAUGCCCCAAUAGACCUACGUCAGGAUGAGGAAGAGGAUUACAAGAGGGCAGUUAAAGAAUCAGUAGUCAUGGACCUGGAAAGGAAGGCGAAAGAGGCCUUUGACUCAAAUCAAAUAUUAAACUUAUCAGAGGCAGGUUCUAAGGGCCAGCAGGACCUGUUUAAACUAGUCAGGCUCUCCUACGAGCUGAAAAAGCAGUUUGAACUUGUCAAGGAUGAAUUCAAGUCAAGCUUCCAGUUCAACCAAAAGGAAAUACUAAAGAACACUCUCAAGGACCUGCUGCACCAGUACCUGUCAGGCGUGUGUUCAGCUGCUCUGGAAAUGACCAGGCCAAGGAACUUUCAAAUGUUCACCUCCAACUCUGGAGGGCUUUUUGCGGCCGGAACCGUACAAGCAAGUGCCGGCGCCAACCCCAAUAGAGCUUAUGCUACGCCUAACUCUCAGCCUGGUAAUCGCCGAGUCUCUGUUAGGACAUCUGGUAUGCAGGGCAACCCAGUAACUGGCCGAAGAGUGGCCACCAAGAGGUCAUAUGGUCAGAUGAGUGGGAGUGAAUCAAAUGGUGAUUAUGGAAGCUUCACUCCGGGACGAGCAAAUGCGCCCAGGGUGGCGGUUGUGACUACGCAGCAGACGGGUCCGCAGCCGCAACAGCCACAGCAAGUAGCACAGGGUGUGCCCAGAGCAGCGCCGAAAUACGUGAGCCAGCAGGUCCAAAUGACACCGAGGCCUGUGCCAGCUCAAAGACGCAAUAUUCGAGCACCUAUGGCGUCGGAAUUUCAGGCAGUGCAGCCGCUAGCGCAAGGACCAUUUACAGUGAAGAUAGAGUGUAAAAAUCAAAAUGACCUAUCAAAUGUAACAGAUAUUGCAAUAAUUGAGGCCUUGAAGGAGAACACAUCUUAG
Molecule: messenger RNA, 3054 nt
Organism: Theileria orientalis strain Shintoku
Lineage: Eukaryota; Apicomplexa; Aconoidasida; Piroplasmida; Theileriidae
Exons: 3
Coding region: 1-3054 (1017 amino acids)
Source: RefSeq, a predicted model, not a curated record